AGCUCAUCGCUCUCUCCCUCAUAUGACCCCCACCAGGCUCGGGGAGCAGAGAAACCAAGGCUAGUGAACCAUCUAAAGACCGCUAUGGGGGUUCGAUUUUGUAAAGACGGCAAUCUCGUUUUAAUUGAGGUCGUGUACGAAGAAGACAUUCAGUUGGUGAUGUUACCAGAAGAAGAGCCGCCGCCCCCACCGCCGCGAGGAAGAACGAGAGCGGCCAGGAAGAUCCAGGCCUGGUGGCGGGGCCAGCUGGUGCGCCGGGCGCUGCUGCACGCGGCGCUGCGGGCCUGGAUCAUCCAGCGCUGGUGGCGGCAGGCGCUGGAGCAGCUGCUGCAGAGGAAGCGGCGGGAGGCGCUGGUCAGCUUCGCCAUCAGGGAGCGGGCGGUGGUCAAGCUCCAGUCUUUGGUCCGCAUGUGGCGCGUCCACUGGCGCUACACCCAGGUGCUCAGCGCCAUCUACCUCAUCCGCUGCCACUGGCUGAGCCACCGCUGCCAGACCUGUGCGCUCCUCCGGGGACACUGCGUGGUCACGGCCACCCACCUGCAGUUCCACAUCGAGAUCACCAACCCCUGAGGCCGGGGGCAGGGGCACGGACCCUCGGUCCCCAGUAAAGGUCUGAGCUGA
Messenger RNA from Eptesicus fuscus (big brown bat), 621 nucleotides. RefSeq names its product IQ motif containing F2 (gene IQCF2). The coding region runs from base 85 to 570 and encodes 161 amino acids. Gene Ontology annotation, molecular function: calmodulin binding. Lineage: Eukaryota; Metazoa; Chordata; Mammalia; Chiroptera; Vespertilionidae. The record is from RefSeq and is a predicted model, not a curated record. The transcript has 3 exons.